Messenger RNA from Nothoprocta perdicaria, 1197 nucleotides. RefSeq names its product nuclear receptor subfamily 2 group E member 3 (gene NR2E3). Gene Ontology annotation, biological process: negative regulation of transcription by RNA polymerase II; positive regulation of transcription by RNA polymerase II; anatomical structure development. Bases 1 to 1197 code for a protein of 398 amino acids. NCBI's taxonomy places the organism in Eukaryota, Metazoa, Chordata, Aves, Tinamiformes, Tinamidae. The record is from RefSeq and is a predicted model, not a curated record. The transcript is spliced from 9 exons. Gene Ontology annotation, molecular function: zinc ion binding; nuclear receptor activity; RNA polymerase II cis-regulatory region sequence-specific DNA binding.
AUGGCCGCGUCGCCCGCCGGGUCCGUGGUGAGCGCCGGGCUGGAGGACGGCUCCUCGGGGCUGAGCCCGGCGCCCGGCAAGGCGCUGAGCCCCGUGCUGCUGUGCAAGGUGUGCGGGGACACGAGCAGCGGGAAGCACUACGGCAUCUACGCCUGCAACGGCUGCAGCGGCUUCUUCAAGCGCAGCGUGCGGAGGAAACUCAUCUACAGGUGCCAGGCGGGGACGGGGCUGUGCCCRGUGGACAAGGCGCACCGCAACCAGUGCCAGGCGUGCAGGCUGAAGAAGUGCCUGCAAGCGGGCAUGAACAAGGACGCCGUGCAGAACGAGCGGCAGCCCCGCAGCACAGCCCAGGUGCGCCUGGACAGCAUCGAGCUGGACACCGAGCUGCCCGCCGAGCAGCGGGGNGCGGCGUCGGGGCCGGGGGGCGCUUUGGGCAUCGCCCCCGCGCCCCGGCCGCCCACGCCGCCCCCCAACCACCGCUUCAUGGCCAGCCUCAUGACGGCCGAGACCUGCGCCAAGCUGGAGCCCGAGGACGCCGAUGAGACCGUCGAUGUGACGGGCAGCGAGCCCGAGCGCGCUGCCGGCGAGUACCAGCUCGCGCCCUACCCGGCGGGCAGCCCCGAAAACGUCUACGAGACCUCGGCCCGUCUCCUCUUCAUGGCCGUCAAGUGGGCCAAGAACCUCCCGGUCUUCUCCAACCUGCCCUUCCGUGACCAGGUGAUCUUGCUGGAGGAAGCCUGGAGCGAGCUGUUCCUGCUCUGUGCCAUCCAGUGGUCCAUGCCCCUGGARAGCUGCCCGCUGCUGGCCGUGCCCGAGCUGGCGCCCGGCGCGCCCGGCAAGCUGCUGCCCGCCCCCGUGGACGUGCGCGCGCUGCAGGAGACCCUCACCCGCUUCAAGGCGCUGGCCGUCGACCCCACCGAGUUCGCCUGCAUGAAGGCCGUGGUGCUCUUCAAGCCAGAGACCCGCGGCCUGAAGGACCCCGAGCAGGUGGAGAACCUGCAGGACCAGUCCCAGGUGAUGCUGGGCCAGCACAACCGGACCCACUACCCCGGGCAGCCCGUCAGGUUCGGCAAGCUGCUGCUGCUGCUGCCGGCCCUGCGCUUCAUCUCCUCCGAGCGCGUGGAGCUCCUCUUCUUCCGCCGCACCAUCGGCAACACCCCCAUGGAGAAGCUGCUCUGCGACAUGUUCAAGAACUGA